Molecule: messenger RNA, 366 nt
Organism: Cadophora gregata
Lineage: Eukaryota; Fungi; Ascomycota; Leotiomycetes; Helotiales; Ploettnerulaceae
Exons: 3
Coding region: 1-366 (121 amino acids)
Biological process (GO): protein folding
Cellular component (GO): cytoplasm; prefoldin complex
Molecular function (GO): protein folding chaperone
Source: RefSeq, a predicted model, not a curated record
AUGUCUAUCUCAAAUGAAGCUCUUCAAAAGCUGGUCCAAGAGAUUGAGAAUCAAGCCAUUCAGUCCCAACAACAAAUCGGCAUAGUCAGAUCGCAAAUCGCUAUCAAGCAACGCGAAAUUCGCAAGCUUGAAUUGACAGCCAAAGAGGUAUCAGAGCUACCAUCUGAUACCAGCAUGUACGAAGGAGUAGGGAAGAUGUUUGUCUUCAGCCCUACGAGCGAGGUAAACUCCCGCCUGACGACCGAGACACGCACACUCUCUUCAGAAGUCGAGAAUCUAGGCAAACGCCUCCAGUAUCUCGAGACGACGUUCAAGAAUAGCCGGGAGCACAUGGACCAGAUUUUCAAGAGCGGAGGGCGUGCAUGA